AUGAGCUGCCAGGCAAUACCCACACUCCAGCAGCUGUCACUGCAGGAGCUGCUCAGUGAUGAAGACUUGGCUGUCUCCACUCUGGAGGGCAUGCCCACAGAGCUCUUCCCACUGGUGUUCAAGGAGGCCUUCAUUAAGAGACGCAGAAGGAUCCUGAAGUCCAUGGUAGCAUCCUGGCCCUACCCCUGCCUCCCUAUUGGUGCCCUGAUGAAGAGCUUCCAUGUUGAUAACUUCCAUGCUGUGCUGGAUGGAGUGGAUUUGCUGAGUCAACAGAAGGUUCAGCCUAAGAGGGGGAAACUUGAAGUGCUGGAUUUGCAGGACGCCCACCAUGACUUCUGGGAAGGAACAGCUGGAAAGAAGGAUGAUGUUAGCUCUCCCCAGAUCAAGCCAGGGGAGAAAGAUCCCACAACCGGGGUGAAUCAGCCUUUGAAGGUGGUUAUUGAAUAUACCUUCAAGUCUUCACGUCUCAAUUCUUACAAUGAAUACUUCAUGCGGUGGCUCUUGCAGAGACGACAAAGCCGGCCUCCUUUUUGA
This is a messenger RNA of Psammomys obesus (fat sand rat), 534 nucleotides long. RefSeq names its product PRAME family member 3-like. Bases 1 to 534 code for a protein of 177 amino acids. Gene Ontology annotation, cellular component: cytoplasm. The transcript has 2 exons. NCBI's taxonomy places the organism in Eukaryota, Metazoa, Chordata, Mammalia, Rodentia, Muridae. The record is from RefSeq and is a predicted model, not a curated record.